This is a messenger RNA of Trypanosoma conorhini, 1818 nucleotides long. RefSeq names its product putative methyltransferase. NCBI's taxonomy places the organism in Eukaryota, Euglenozoa, Kinetoplastea, Trypanosomatida, Trypanosomatidae. The record is from RefSeq and is a predicted model, not a curated record. Gene Ontology annotation, molecular function: nucleic acid binding. Gene Ontology annotation, cellular component: cytoplasm. The transcript has a single exon. Gene Ontology annotation, biological process: methylation. The coding region runs from base 1 to 1818 and encodes 605 amino acids.
AUGCUUUUCUUUGCAUGGUUUGCCUGCAAUUCGUCGCUGGCGGCGUUCUGCGUGGAAGAGCUGCGCGCCGCCGCGGCGACGGUGGGGGUGGAUCUCCGCGUGCUGGAGCCUUUGCCGUGGGCCUGCGCGGCGGAGGCGGCGGCGGUGCCGGGGGCGGCGUUCUGCGUUUUUGAGGCGGCCUCCGCCGCGGUGGCGCAGCAGCUCGCUGGGCGGUGCGUGCUGCUGCGCGCCGUGUACCGCCUCAUCGCCGCCGCGGCCUCCGUGGAGGAGCUGCUGGCCUGCGUCGGCGGCGUAGGCGACGGCGAGGGGCGGUGGCUGCGCGGGCUGCCGUGGCCGGAGGAGACGCUGCGCCGCGCCGAGUGCGCCGUGCGGGUGGAGACAAUCGGGCGGCACUACACGCUGGAGGAAAAGUUGGCGCUGGCGACGCGCGUUGGCGCGGAGCUGCGGCUUCCGCGUGAGGCGUCCGCCCCGGAGGGGGCGCAGCCGCAACAGCAGCAGCAGCCGCCGCCACCGGCCACCCCGCCGCCUCGCAUUGUCGUCGUGGUGGAGCACGCGCUGGAGAACGCGCCCGCCGGGGCGCCGGCGUCGUGGCAGCCGUGCGGUCGUGUGCUGCGCGUCUUCUGCGGCGCGCCGGUGGCGGAGUCCGCGCGGCAGCGGCUGCUCGCGACGUACGACCUCAGGCGGCGGCCGUACAUUGGCACCACGUCGAUGCCGCCGGAGCCGGCCUUCGUGGCGGUGCACCUGGCGAAGGUGCGGCGCGGGGCCUACGUGCUUGACCCGUUCUGCGGCACCGGCAGCAUCCUCGUGGCGGCGGCCCACUACGGGGCCGUCACCCUCGGCGCCGACGCCGACGGGCGGGUGAUGCGGGGCGGCUCCCUGCGCUGCGGGGUGAGCCGGCAGCAGCGGCAGCAGCGGGAGGCCGCGCUGCGGUCGCACUCGCAGGAGGCGCUGGCGCGGGCCGGCAUCACCGCGGCGGAGGCGGCGGCGCCGUCGAUGUGGACGAACUUCAAACUCUACGGGCUGCCGACGCCGGACCGCGUGCGGCUGAACUUCGCCACCUGCCACGCCGCGCUGCGCCCCUGCCACGCCGGCGGCGAGCCGCGCGCCGACCGCGGGUUUCUGGACGCCAUCGUGACGGACCCCCCGUACGGCAUCCGUGAGCCGCGGAAGACGGCUGCGGCUGCGGCGGCGGCGGCGGCGGCGGCGACAGCGACAGCGACAGCGACAGCGACGUACCCCGUCAGCAGCAUCGCGCUGGACCUCCUCCUCUUCGCCGCCGCCGCCCUCGUGGUGGGGGGUCGCCUCGUGUUUUGGUACCCCACCACCCCGCACUACACCGACGAGGAGCUGCCGACGCACCCGUCGCUGCGCCUUGUCUGCGACGUCCCGCAGCGGGUCUCGCUGAAGGUCGUGCGCCGCCUCGUCGUGCUGGAGAAGACGCGGCCGCUGCCGUUUCCGCCGCCCACGCGGGAGGCGUGCGCCGCGGUGCGGCAGCCGCAGGACCUCCGCGCCCUGCUGGACGCCACCGACCUCCCCGACAACGCGGAGUACAUGCACUACCGUGCCAAGCUGCUGCGGAAGCGGGACGCCACGCGGCGGUACUUUUCCUCCGCCACCCCGUCGCCCCUCUGCACGCCCGGCGAGGGGAAGGGACGACCGCGGAAGCUGACAAGGGCGGAGCGCCGCGAACUCAUCGUGGCAAACCGGGAACGGAACCUGCAGCAGCAGCAGCAGCAGCAGGGGCAGCGGUUGGCAGCGCGGGAGGACGAUGAUAACUGCGGCGGCGAGACGGCGCAGGGAAUGAGUUCGAGUAAAUGA